Messenger RNA from Sorghum bicolor (sorghum), 1437 nucleotides. RefSeq lists its product as uncharacterized. The transcript has 2 exons. The record is from RefSeq and is a predicted model, not a curated record. The coding region runs from base 17 to 1222 and encodes 401 amino acids. NCBI's taxonomy places the organism in Eukaryota, Viridiplantae, Streptophyta, Magnoliopsida, Poales, Poaceae.
AGCUUCUAAACCUGUUAUGAACUUGCUGACUAAGAUGCAGAAAAGCAAGUUUAUCACUUCUGACAUGGUGGCAGUAAUAGAGGAGACUGAUAGAGAGCCUGAUACAUUCCUGACUCUUCAGACAGUGUGGGUUAGAGCUAUGGGUAUUCCUAAUGUUGCCAGAACUGAGUUUGCUGUUUUAGAGUUGGCCAAAUUGGUAGGAUUUCCAGAAGAAGUACAUAUACCUUCUCUGCAGUGGAAAGCUGUGUGGGUUAAGGUUUCAUGCAAAGACCCCUAUAAGAUUGGUGGUGCAUCAGAAGUGUUUAUUAACAAGAAGGGCAAGAAAAUAUCAUGGUUUUAUUCUGAUAAGCUGCCACAACAUCCUCCUACGAAGCCUGAUGAUGAUGAUUUUGAUAUAAAUGAUGGGGAGGUGACAGAUGAAGAAGAUCCUGAAUCUCAGGAAAGCCAUGGCUGGCUUGAGACUGGAAAGUCUCCACCAAAGGGGCCUACUUCUCAUGGAGCUGGUCCUUCAAAUUAUCAGGGCAGACAAACAAGUAAUCUGGAUAAUGACAGAAAUGGAGCAGUGGGGUCUAAUGAAACCAGUAGGACAGUUGCUGAGGAUGACAGCAAAAAGGACUUGAUACAGGAGAUUACUGAUUUGGAAGAAAAAAUGCAAGUGAGAUCAACCAUUAAAAAUUAUUCUGAUCAAAGGGAAUUGCUCGCAGAUCUAGGCUUUAUGGAGAUUAGUGAGGAAGUGCCAGUUGAGAGUAACAAAAAUUAUGCUUUGCCAACAGAAAAGUUGACCCCUGAAGUUUUUUCAACACAGGAGAACCUCUCAGGGCAAUCAGAUGAGCCUGAGUUGAAUGAGGAUAAGAAUAAUGAUCAUGAAGUAGAGGUAGUUACUUCUAAGUCCAAGUGUGCAGAGGGGACAGUUCCAGUGUCUGCUAAAUCAACCAGUAUUCUUAUUGAUACUAUCAGGCAUAGUUCAAGACUGAAGGAGGAUGGGACCACAAUGAUGGUGAAAGCAAUGAACAAAAAAGCCUCAGCUGCAUCUAAAGGUGCGUUAUGGACAAUCUGGAAGACGAGGAAUGACAUGGCUAUCAACAAAAAAAUUGUUUCGUCUCCCAAGGUGAUCAUCUUCAAGACACUGAUGUUGAUCAAGACAUGGCGCCCACUUCUAAAAACAAAGCUGGACCCUACGGCGCACGAGAUGAUCAAUCUGCUAGACUCCAACCUACAGUAGCUUCUUUGUUGGUGUUGGGUGUCCACUUUUAGAGUGUUUGUCUGGUUGAUCGUUUGGUGUAGCUCGGACCUUAGAGGUUCUUGGAGUGUUUCGAGUUUUGUUUUUCGCUGUUCAGGUGUGCCUUUUUCUGUAAAACUGGAAACCCCAGUGCUCAGGCCUUGGGUGAUCGUUACGCUUUCUAAUAAAGCUGGGUGAACGCCUUUGGUCUAAAAAAA